CAACUUCAAUUUAAUUACCAAGAGAAAAGUUGAAACCACCACCAAUUUGUGGACUUGCCAUUUCAAUCACUUAAUUCCUCAGAAAAACUUCAAUUUUCGAUCGCACCUAGCUUCCCUGUAAAACCCCACUCAAUAAAAAAUUCAUCUCACUCUUCCUUGGCUUCACAACAAUCGUUCGACGCUGAGAAGCCAUCCCAUCUUUUUGCUUCAAGAUCAGCAACCUCUGACACUGCUAGAGAGUAGAGAGAAAAUAGAGAAGCUACUCUUUCCCAUCUUUUUGCUCCAGGACCAGAUAUCGACCUGAUGGCGGAUGCAGUGCUUGGUUCCACUACACAAGUUCUAGUGCAGACGGCAAUAAACUCGGCUUCCGAACAAAUUGGCCAGUUUGUUGGCUUCAAGAAAGAUUUGCAGAAACUGAAAGAUACGUUGACUGAAAUCCAGGCUUUCCUUAGUGACGCUGAGAAAAAGCAGGUGACUGAAAAUUUCGUGAAGCUUUGGCUGGAGAAUCUUGAACGUGUGGCUUUCGAUGCUGAAAAUUUGCUGGAUGACUUCAACUAUGAAAUGAUUCGACGCAAAGUUCAGAUCCGAAACCAAAUGAAGAGGAAGGUAUGCUUCUUCUUCUCAGUCUCCAAUCCCAUUGCAUUUCGUUGCAGAAUGGCCAGAAAAAUUCAGAAAAUCAAUAUGGAUUUGAUAAGUAUCCAUGAACAAAGAACAACACUUUGUCUUCUCCGGUCACAGAAUGAAGCCAGAGAUGCCCCUGCUAUUUCAUCUCCCGGCGGAGAAGCAUUUAUGAAGAACAGAGAGACUGACUCUGUCACUGUUGAUGUGAGUUUUGUUGGAAGAGAUGGUGAUGUUUCAGCAAUAGUAACACAAUUGACUGCCACGAAUAAUAAUGAAACUAUCUCCGUUCUUCCUAUAGUAGGGAUGGGCGGUAUCGGGAAGACCACAUUGGCUCGAAAAGUUAUCAAUGAUCCAAAGAUUGAAAAACAUUUUGAGAAGAGAAUGUGGGUAUGUGUUUCGGAGGAUUUCAAUUCCAAUAGGCUGUUUGGAAUGAUUCUACAAUCGCUGCAAGGUCGAGAGCCUGAAGCUAAGGAUAGGGACGCCAGAGUCAAGCAGCUUAAGGCAUUAUUGGACGGUAAAAAAUGCCUGUUGGUCUUGGAUGAUGUGUGGAAUAAGGAGUCCAUGCUAUGGAAUGAUUUUCUUGGGUCUAUGAAAGGUACUAACCAAGCCAUGGGGAGUUGGAUUCUUCUGACCACUCGUGAGCAACAGGUGGUAGACAUCACCAGAAUUUCUUCUUCUCAGGGUUAUUCCUUGAAACAAUUAUCAGAUGAUCAAUGUUGGCGCAUUCUCAAAGAAAAUGCAUUUUGUGGUCGGGAAGUGCAGGAUGGGCUGCAAGAUAUAGGGUUAAAGAUUGCACAAAGAUGCGGAGGCUUACCAUUGGCUGCAAGUGUUCUCGGUGGCAUGUUGCGCAUCAAGGGAACAGAUGAAUGGCAAAAAUUAGAGAGUAGGCUUCAAAUUUUAGGUGGAGGUGAAAAUAGGUACAUUAAAGAAAUUUUGAAGUUGAGCUUUGAUCAUCUUCCGUAUCCAUCUCUUAAAAAGUGUUUUGCAUAUUGUUCAAUUUUUCCCAAGGAUUUUCAAAUGGAAAGGAAUCAACUAAUCCAACUUUGGGCGGCAGAAGGAUUUCUUCAUCCAAAUCCAAGAGACAAGAUGGGUAUGGAGGAAGUUGGUAAUGAUUAUUUUACCAUUUUGUUGGAGAGUAACUUGUUUCAAGAUGCCGAGGAGGAUGAUUAUGGGAAUGUUUUGAAUUGCAAAAUGCAUGAUCUUGUGCAUGACAUGGUGCAAUCCAUUUCCAAUUCCAAAACUUUAAGGUUGACAGAGUCUAGUAGCAUUGAUAUGGAGACGUCUUCUAUUCGGUAUCUUGCACUGGAGAUAAGUGGAAAAGAAAUGAUGUUUCCUUCCACUGAAAGUUUCAAGCAUAUUACGACAUUGUUUUUGCAAGGAAACAGAUCACUUAAUGAUAGGAAGAUGUCAUUUUUUAUGUUGCGAGUUUUGAACUUAAGGACAUCGAGUGUCGAAGAGCUUCCUAAAUCAAUUGGGAAGCUAGCUCAUUUGCGAUAUCUUGAUUCGUCACAAACUUCAAUCAAAACAUUGCCAGAGUCUCUAUGUCAACUUUACAAUUUGCAGACAUUAAGAGUUAAAUAUUGUCGCUCACUGAAAAAGUUUCCUAAGAAUUUCAAGAAUUUGGUGAAUUUGAGGCACUUUGACUUUUUCAAUUAUGAUAGAUCAAGUGAUAUCAUGCCUUUUGAGAUCGGACAGUUGCAAUUUCUCCAAACUUUGCCAUUUUUCAAUAUUGGUGAAGAAAGAGGUCGGCAAAUUGGAGAAUUGAGGAAUUUGAAGAAUCUCAGUGGACAACUUGAGUUACGUAAUCUUGAGUUAGUGAAAAGCAAAGAAGAAGCCGAGUCUGCAAAUCUGAUUGGGAAGCCAAACAUUGAUGAGUUCAGAUUACUAUGGAAUGAAAUAGAUGAUUCAAGAAAUAAUGAUAGUGAAUACAAUCGAGUGCUGGAAGGCUUGCAUCCUCACCAAAAUUUGAAAGGUUUGGUAAUUGAAAGAUUUUUUGGUGGUCAACUUUCAACGUGGAUUGGAAAACUUGGGAAAUUGGUGAAAUUUGAAUUGCAAAAUUGCAAAAACUGCAAAGAGUUGCCAACUCUUGGAAACAUGCCCUUCCUCAGAUUUCUUCACUUGGAUGGACUUGACAGCCUAGCAAGCAUAGGCCCUUCCUUUUAUGGCAGAUCAGGCGUGCAUAGUGGCAGUACCAGUCAAGGACACGUAAACUUGUUUCCAGCACUUGAAGAUCUCAGUCUAGGUGAUAUGCCAAAUUUGAGGGAAUGGAUGGAAGCAACAGUUGAUGAUGGGACAGUGGUGGUGUUUCCGGUCCUCCAUACUAUGAGGAUUAAUAAUUGCCCUCAAUUAGCCACUUUUCCAAAUUAUUUUCCACGUCUCGAGGAAUUGAACAUCAGGAAGACCCAGAAUGGAUCGGCAUUAAUGACAUAUAUUUGUAGUGGAGUCAGCACUCUCACUAGACUUUUCGUUGAGAAUGUGAAUGGGCUCACCAAGGUACCAAAUGUGUUAUUCCAAAACAAUCACAAGCUUGCACAUCUCUGGCUAAACGAUUGUGGUGAUUUGACCCAAUUUUUGGACUUUUCGUUUGAGGUUCCUCAAACUUCAGAAGGACCAAAUUGUCAAUCAGUACUUGAGCACACUAGUAUUGACAAUAAUGCUUCUCAACAUUUGGCUGGCCUCGAGUCCCUAGAGGAAUUAUUUGUUUGGGGCUGCCACUCGCUCGAGUCAAUUUCAAUCCCUAAGGGACGCAAAUACCUCGCUGCCUUGCGACAAUUAUGGAUUUGGUCCUGCAAUGGGUUGACCCACUUGUCCAUCCCCCAAAUAUCUGAGUCAGAGUGGGAUUCCACUUCUUCACCCUUCUCCUCCUCCGGUACUUGUCCUCCUCCUCUUCCUCUUGAGCGAUUGACAGUAUACGAAUGCCCCAAUCUUAUCUCCUUCCCAAUUGAUUUAACCCGAACACCUUCUCUCUCUUCCCUGAGCAUAUCAAAAUGUAAGGAAUUAACCGACUUGCCCAAGGGGAAGCUUUGUUCUCUUACAAGAUUGAGACAAUUAUACAUCGGACCAUUCUCAGAAACCACCACAGAGCUGCAUUCCUUCCUAUACCUCUUUGAUGCUCUCCCACCACCACACCCCUACUUCCCCUCCCUUUCAAUAUUAUGGCUGUAUGGAUGGCCUCAUUGGGAAUCUCUGCCCAAGCAACUUCAGCACCUCUCUGCCCUGACAACUCUUGGACUAUAUGGUUUUGGAGUAAAAUCAUUGCCCGAUUGGUUUGAGAAGCUUUCCUCACUUGAAGAACUCGAUCUCGACAAUUGUAAAAAGCUAGAGAAUUUACCCUCUCACCAGUCUAUGAGAAGCCUCACCAGACUAAGAGGGCUGUGGAUUCGAGACUGUCCCCUUCUAAAGGAAAGAUGCAAUCCAGUGAGUAGCAGCAGCAGCAGCGACCCCAUGUCUGAGUGGUCCAAGAUCUCUCACAUUCCCUUUAUUGUAAUUGAUGGGAAGAAUAUCAGAGGCUAAUGUCCAUUUGAAGCUCACAAAUCAUGUCAGUUUCCCCAACCAAAGCUACUAGCCUAAAUUUUGCCGAAUAACUGUUGCAAACCUAUUUUUCUUUGGUUCUCUCUGAAUUUCUGCUUUCCAGCUAUUGCAGUUUCCUUUUCCUCAAGAGGACUUGUUCACUUGGUGAGGGCCUUCUAUCUUCAAAAGUGUCCAUCAGGGCUCUUCCAAGGGGAACUCUUCCUUCUUCUUGAUAUGGAGAAUAUUUUGAAGCGAUUCAUCUCUUAGUUGCGGAUUGUUUGAGAGCUGGACAUCUGAUGUAUGGUCUAAAGACAUGUUUUGAAGUUUUCCUAUGUGUGAAAAGCUGUGAUCAUAAGCUGUUCUCUCAAUCUGAUGGGGCUAUUACAAGGUUGAUGGAAAAUAUGCCAUGGUUAAUGGACUAUGGAGAAAGUUAUGUUUUUUAUGUACGAGUGGUAGAGUUCAACACUGGAAGUAUACAUGAAAUUCUGAUCCGUAUCAUUGAAUCAGGAAGGAUCAACCUUGUUAGCAAUACAGUCCUUGAGGAUGGCAAUUUCCCGGUGAGAGAGUGUCAAUGCCUUGUAAGGGGAACCUCUUAUGAAAAAAACUUGUGUAAGGACUAUUCCUAUUGAAACAAGUGUUCUUAUCAUCUUAGAGUGAAGAUUUGAACAAGAUCCAGAGUCCAGAUACUUUGUUUGGAUUGUUUGACUGCUUGGAUAUAAAGAUUGAGGUGGGGCUAUGUUACAGCUUCAAAUGGUUUUCUAGUGGCAUAACCUGAUGUUAACUAAAUUCAUGAUAAAUACUGAAUUCAUGAUGUAAAGUCAAUUUUAAUAACUUUGAAAUAGGUGACCUUAAUGUGGUUAGCUAGUUAAUUCAGCAUGACUGUAAUCCAUUCUGUAUUGAUGAUGUAUGCUCAUUGUUCAACUUGUAAUCGGAUGCCAUUUCUUCCUGUGGUCAUAGGCAAUUCUAAGCCUAAUUUAAGAGUCUAUAGUUACAAUGGUGAUUCCUUGAAAGUAUACAAGAGGAUGAGGCAGCGAGAGAGAUUUUAUUGAGGCCUAGAGCUCUAUAAGAAUCUGCAUGAAUGAUGAUUCUGGCUGGCUACAGGGAUUCUCAUUCAUGUGGUAAAGAACAGAGAUAUGGAUUAGCCAAUACAUGGAAAAGCAGCAGGUUGGAUUUUAAGUCAUGCCUUGCAGAAACAGAAUUCGCCUCCAUUCUGAUGACGAAUGCUGCUAAUGGGGCUUGUCAGCCCUUUAAGGAAACAUAGCUUUGUCUACUGAAGAAGCUUUCACUGAUCUGUUGAAGGAUUCUGAGUUGGCACAUCUGAAAAGCUUGAGUGGUAACCCUCGUACCAAUUCAUCAGGAGCCUCCCUAUAGGAUGCAUAUCUUCUGAUCUAAAGGGAAGGUGCUGUAACAAGAUUUGCUGCCCCGACAUUGAAUGGCACUGGCAUUACCAGAUUGGCUACUUUGAGAUUGAUCAUAUUCUAAUUGGAUGCUAAGUUGUCAAAAUUUGCUCAAAUUCUCAGAAAAUACUUGUCUAUGCCUAUGUUAUGUAUGCCUCAAUACAGUAUACACCAUUAUGCUGGCUUCAGUUCUAUGUUAGGGAUGUCUCAGUGCAGUAUACACGAUUAUUGCUACAUGUAAAAGUCAAUGAGUAUUACAAUUUAACACAUUGUAACGUAUAUGAUCUUGCACAAUCUAUUUUGAGCUUUGGGAAAAUCUGAUGCAGAGAAUAUUUGCAAAA
This is a messenger RNA of Coffea arabica (coffee), 5869 nucleotides long. Its product is annotated as putative disease resistance protein RGA3. The record is from RefSeq and is a predicted model, not a curated record. NCBI's taxonomy places the organism in Eukaryota, Viridiplantae, Streptophyta, Magnoliopsida, Gentianales, Rubiaceae. Gene Ontology annotation, molecular function: ADP binding.